Messenger RNA from Suillus paluster, 1245 nucleotides. Its product is annotated as Mob1/phocein. Gene Ontology annotation, biological process: positive regulation of protein phosphorylation; cell division; signal transduction. Gene Ontology annotation, molecular function: protein kinase activator activity. Gene Ontology annotation, cellular component: nucleus; cytoplasm. The record is from RefSeq and is a predicted model, not a curated record. The coding region runs from base 53 to 808 and encodes 251 amino acids. NCBI's taxonomy places the organism in Eukaryota, Fungi, Basidiomycota, Agaricomycetes, Boletales, Suillaceae. The transcript is spliced from 5 exons.
CAACCGCGUAGCCUACUUACAACGUCCUGAUCCUUCUUUCUCAUACAUUAUCAUGUCCUUCUUCAAUUCUAUCGGUCGUUCCAUGUCGCGAGCACCGCGCGGACCAAAGCGUUCGCCUACACCAACCUCUUCAACGUUCCAGGCUGACCCCAUGCCACCCCCACCCGUCCCUUCAUCUCCAGUCACCUCUGGGCCCCCAAAACCUCUUUACUUGUGUAGCCCAUUCGUCGAAGCAGCUCUCGUCAAAGGCAAUUUUAAAACCAUCGUCGUUCUUCCAAAGUAUGUCGACAUAAUGGAGUGGGUAGCCGUCAAUGUAUUUGACUUUUAUACCAACUUGAACGAAUUUUAUGGCGUUAUAUCAGAGUGCUGCACGCAGCAGUCAUGUCCGACUAUGUCUGCUGGUCAAAAUCUCAACUACACAUGGAUCAACCAAGAUCGCAAGAGCGUCCAUCUCGCCGCGCCCACAUACAUCGACUAUGUUAUGACAUGGAUUCAAAACCUUCUCGACGACGAAAACGUUUUCCCGACAAAGUCUGGACAUGACUUCCCGCAAUCAUUCCCCUCGACCGUCAAACACGUCUACCGUCAGCUCCUUCGCGUAUUUGCACACAUCUACCACGCGCAUUACCCUCAAAUCCUUCACCUCCGCUCAGAACCCCAUUUCAACUCCCUAUUCGCUCAUUUUCUCGCAUUCGGUCGAGAAUAUGAAUUGUUGGAUAUCAAAGAUGUCAAGGGCGCUACUAAUUCACCCGUCGGUGCUGGCAUGCUUUGGGAGAAGUGGAGGGAGAUGGGAAUCUUGGAAGGAUAGUUUACUUGCAGGGCAAGUGCGCAGCGUGGUGGGUGUUUGAUAUGUUGGACGGUCUUCAUUCAUUUCGUGUAUUACUUGGUGUUGACAAUCUGGAAUUCACGUUCGUUUUCAAUGCUCGAUGUUUAGACGGCUCUGGAGCACAGAUGUGUCUUUUCAUCGUGCACCACGUCGUGAUUUUUGCGCAGAUAGAUCGGAACCAUGACACGGUGCUACGAGCUCGUAAUUGAUGAAAUAUUGGACAGCAUCAAUGGAAGAAACCAACUGGCAUACACUAUUCUGCGUGAGGAUGUAUUCAUAUCGGUACCGCUAAAUUGAUUGUCCUCUGCGAAUUCAGUCGGACUUAGACCUCAAUAAAUAGCCCCGUACCACAACAAUAUAGAUGAAAGCCUCUAUCAUUAUCGUAACGGUGCUAAGUUACGUACCAAGUCCCCGACUCC